This is a messenger RNA of Diaporthe amygdali, 915 nucleotides long. RefSeq lists its product as uncharacterized. Gene Ontology annotation, cellular component: fungal-type cell wall; cell surface; extracellular region. Bases 1 to 915 code for a protein of 304 amino acids. Gene Ontology annotation, molecular function: zinc ion binding; metallopeptidase activity; integrin binding. The record is from RefSeq and is a predicted model, not a curated record. Lineage: Eukaryota; Fungi; Ascomycota; Sordariomycetes; Diaporthales; Diaporthaceae. The transcript has 3 exons.
AUGGUUUCUCCGUUGGUUCUGGUUUUGUCCGCUCUGACCGCCGUGUCAGCAGCUCCGACAUCUCUCGAAGGAAGACAAGCUGCUUUCGAGGUCACUGAGCAGCAGCCAUGGAACGCCGGAGGCAUUACCGAAUUUCGGGUUCAUCCCAGCUGCAAUGCCUCACAAGCUCAUCAGCUUCGUCAAGGUCUUGACGAGGCGGUGCAGCUCGCCCAACAUGCGAAAGAUCAUGUCAACCGCUGGGGAAGCAGCAGUGAGUUCUAUCGCAAGUACUUUGGAAAUUCACCAACAGCCGAAGUCAUCGGUGCUUUCGACAUCAUCGUGAAUGGGAACAAGGCAAAUGCUCUUUUCCGUUGCGAUGAUCCGGACGGGAACUGUGCGUCUAUGCCCACUUGGGCUGGUCACUGGCGCGGCGACAACGCAACCGAGGAGACAGUCAUUUGCCCUACAUCGUUCUUUGAGCGCCGGCCACUCUCUACACUCUGCGCGCGAGGCUACAAUGUCCGAGAACACUCCCGCUUGCUCUACUGGGCAUCCGACUUAUUACACCGUCUCUACCAUGUUCCCGCGUUCGGCCAGGAAUAUAUCGACCACUAUUCUGAGGGGUACGAGGGUAUCAUCGAAUCUGCUACCAGCAACAGCCCGAACAGCACGCAUGACUCUGAUGGGCUGCAGUACUUUGCUCUGGAUGUGUAUGCAUACGACAUCAUCCUCCCUGGUGAAGGAUGUCCCGGACCAAGCGGCCCGCCAAGCACAGAGACGAGCUCUUCUCAGACCGUCUCAUCGACAGAUGCUUCUUCGGCCACUGCUAGUGCGACUAGUACUACCACGGCUUCGAGCACGGAAACAGCUGCCUCGGAGACUGCCCUGCCAGAGAAUUGCCACACACACUCGGACGGAUCCGUUCAUUGUACGUAA